Molecule: messenger RNA, 855 nt
Organism: Purpureocillium lilacinum
Lineage: Eukaryota; Fungi; Ascomycota; Sordariomycetes; Hypocreales; Ophiocordycipitaceae
Biological process (GO): phosphatidic acid biosynthetic process; triglyceride catabolic process
Cellular component (GO): endoplasmic reticulum; lipid droplet
Molecular function (GO): triacylglycerol lipase activity; acylglycerone-phosphate reductase (NADP+) activity
Source: RefSeq, a predicted model, not a curated record
AUGACAUCUAGCACGCGAAAGACCGUUCUUAUCACUGGCUGUAGCGCCGGAGGCAUCGGCUCCGCGCUGGCGCAAGCCUUCCACGAUCAGGGCUGUCGCGUCUUUGCCACCGCGCGGGCAUUGUCAAAGGUUGCGCACUUGAGAGAUAUAGGCAUUAGCGUGCUGCAGCUGGAUGUAGAAGAUGCUGCGUCGAUUGAUAGUGCGGCCAGCCAAGUGGGUGCCGCUACCGGCGGGACGCUGGACAUUCUGGUGAACAACGCGGGCCUCGGCCAAGCCGGUCCCAUUGUAGACUCGGACCUAGCCUACUCUCGCCAGAUGUUCGAGGUCAACUUCUUCGGACGCGUCGCCACCACACAGGCAUUCGCACCACUCCUUGUCAAGGCUAAAGGCACCGUGCUCAACAUUGGGAGCAUCGCUGGCGUAUGCCCACAGCCGUGGAAGGGAAUGUACAAUGCUAGCUGCGCCGCCGUGCACCAGUGGAGCGACACGUUGCGGAUCGAGAUGGAGCCCUUUGGGGUGCGAGUUGUGCUCGUCAUCACCGGAGCGGUGCACACAAACUUCAUCACGAACCAGCCCGGCACCGAAGUGGCGCCUGGAUCCAUCUACGCCCCGGCGAAGGAGUCGAUAGAGAACGUCAUGAAUGGCAAAGCGGUAGCCAAGAACUUUGUCGACGCGGACGUCUACGCACGGGAGGUGGUUGCGAAUGUGUUGCGCAAGCAGCCCGUGAGGCGGCAGUGGGCUGGAGGCGUGGCGAGGCUGAUAUGGGCCGUUUCGGCGAUGCUGUGGGCAACAGCGUGGGACUUUCUGCUAGCGGAACAGUUUGCGAUCAACGAUCUUAGGAGGAGUUUGGCGUGA